UCUGCCAUUCGAAUUUGGCCUUCGACUUCGUACAUCACCCUUCAUCCUCUCAUCCAUCCAUAGAUCCGUGGCCCGUUGCCUUUGGUUCUGUGCCACACUGACAAGACGAGUAUAAACAUGCAGGUCGUGGACUUCCCGGAUGACAGCCAUACGCAAUACCAGGAGCAAUGGCCCGGAGAACAAAGAACGAGCGAAGAAAAGCCGACAUUGGGAAGAAGCAGGAGGUUGGAAGAAGAAGAAGAUUUGCUGUAUCUUGCCCUCGUGAUCGUGCCUUCUGUUCUGUCAUUCGAAUUUGGCCUUCGACUUCGUACAUCACCCUUCACCCUCUCAUCCAUCCAUAGAUCCGUGGCCCGUUGCCUUUGGUUGUGUGCCACACUGACAAGACGAGUACAAACAUGCAGGUCGUGGACUUCCCGUAUGACAGCCAUACGCAAUACCAGGAGCAAUGGCCCGGAGAACAAAGAACGAGCGAAGAAAAGCCGACAUUGGUAAAGGAGGACGAAACUUCUUACGCCUUGCUGGGAAAGGUACUCCUUGUGACUCUUGUUCUGGGGACGUUUGGAGCAGCAUAUUGGGUUGCACGUCAUGAAUGGAGACACACGCCGGACGGCGAAGAUAUCACCACCUCCACCCCUGCGUAUGUCGGGAUACCCAAACUUCAGCCCAAGUACCCAUUUCCCGAUGCCAGUUAUGAAGACUAUGAAGACACUCCUCACUGGCUCACGACGUCAACGGCAGAGAUACCUCAGACGACUUCCGAGGCGACAAUGUCAACACGCAUCACGCAACAUCCAUUCACUGACAAAGUAUGUGAUACGGAAGAUUGUCAAUACAUGCGUUGGCUUAUUGACGUGUCCGUGGACAUAGGGAAAGAUCCUUGCGAAAACUUUUACAGUUACGUCUGUAACGGAGCUCUGAGGUCUUUAUCUGACUGGUAUGAUAUGUCUACGACAUUCAAUUUGGAAGUCUUCCAGCGCAACAUCACCUUAAAUAUUCUCAGGCAUUUACAAGACGAAAAGGUCCCAAGAAGAGGGCAAACGGGAUAUCAAAAAGUAGCGGCCUUCCACCAGCACUGCAUGGAUAUUGAUAACGUUACGACGACUGAAGCAAUGGGACAGUUUUUAAAGCAGCAAGGAAUGACUUUUGCAAGUGACAUGCAAUUCGACCUACUGCAUGCUAUGGUGAAAUUCAUGUUUGGUUUCGACAUUCCCCUGAUAUUUGAAAUAGAAGCACGCUGGGUAAAAGGCAAGCAGCUUUUACUAUACAUGAGGCAAGAGUACUGGGUAAAAUACGCCGUCACGAAAGACCGAGAGGCGAGGAAAGAUGAGAUUACGCUAAUUUUAUCGGCAAUCCUUUCCAGAGACCUCCGCGAUCUCGCAAAUGAGAUCAUUGCAGUGGAGAAUAAUUUAUCCAAUCUGUCGCAAGUUAAGUACACUGGCAGCGAAACCUCAGAAAGCAAGAAGCUUCUGUUCCCCUUGUCGAAGUUGGGCCUUUUGGUAAACAACGACACGACCCUGUCAGAACAGUGGAAUGAAGCCGUGGAGGAUAAUACAGACCCGAGACUUCCGAAAGACUUAAAAGUCAGUAUGACAGUGAACGAUGUUCAUUUCUUCCAUAAUUUAUUCGGCAAAUUCAGGAAUGCUACGGCAAAUGAAUUAAGGAUAUUCUGUGCCUGGAAGAUUGCCCUUUACCUGUAUAAAGCUUCCUUGUUGAACCCAUCGUACAUUGGUCCGCCUGGUUAUCUGAAUCUUCCUAUGUGCCUGGACCAAAUUGUGAAAAUGUUCCCGAAUACUGUAGCUUCGGGUUUCUUCUUCUCCAUACUGAACAGUUCGAGGCUGAAUCUCGCUAGGGAGAUGAUUCAGACAAUUGUCGACGAGAUUAAGAAGUCCUUCGAGUCUUCACAUUGGCUCGACGAGACAACUCGCGUUGGAGCUCUGAAGAAACUUUCUAUGCUGAAAAGAGAUAUUGGUUUCCCGCCGGAAUUGAGCUCCGCCUUGAAAAUAGACGCGUUCUUCAAAGAUCUCCCUGACCUAAACGGACCUUUCAUUGAGGACUACAUGCAGGUUCGGAAGUUUUGGACAAAGCACAACUGGAAUGGAAUAUUGAGCGACUCCUCCUUCGUGGAUCCACGAUACACGUAUCCUUCAUUCCUUGUCAAUGGUGCUUACAUACCGGUGGUAAAUCACAUAUUCAUUGGAACCCCUCUUUUGCUCACGCCUGUCUUUUCGUAUGGUGCACCUCCAGAAGUGAACUAUGGAACCCUAGGCAGCGGCGUGACGCAUGAACUAAUGCACGGCUACGAUACGUCUGGCAGGAAUUAUGACGGUGCUGGGCAUUUCAAACCGUGGUUUACCGAAAAAAGUAUUGCGGAAUACGACAAGAUCGUUCGUUGCCACAACGAGACUAUUGAGAAAGCUCCGAAAGCUAGAGCUUACAAAGAUUAUCCCCUGGAGUAUCUAGCAGACACGAUGGGUACUACGUCUCGGUUGAGGGCAUAUAAAAAAGCUUCGAAAAAGUCGCAUGUUACUCUGGGCAACGUGAGGGAUUUGACGAAGGACAAGAUCUUCUACAUUUCCGGGUGUCUACUGUGGUGCGGAAAGGAAUUCCCAGAGCGGAGGCCGGUAGAUCAUCCGCCUUCGGAUGAAAGAUGCAACGUGCCUCUUAUGAAUUCACAACAUUUCAGCGAAACCUUUUCUUGCCCAAAGGACUCGCCAAUGAAUCCCUCGCACAAAUGUGUCUUCUGGUAAUAGCUCACUUCGUUAUAAAGGAACUCUUCACAAUA
Messenger RNA from Ornithodoros turicata, 2782 nucleotides. RefSeq names its product neprilysin-1-like. Lineage: Eukaryota; Metazoa; Arthropoda; Arachnida; Ixodida; Argasidae. Gene Ontology annotation, molecular function: metalloendopeptidase activity. The record is from RefSeq and is a predicted model, not a curated record. Gene Ontology annotation, cellular component: plasma membrane. The transcript has 3 exons. Gene Ontology annotation, biological process: protein processing. Bases 396 to 2747 code for a protein of 783 amino acids.